This is a messenger RNA of Cladocopium goreaui, 777 nucleotides long. NCBI's taxonomy places the organism in Eukaryota, Dinophyceae, Suessiales, Symbiodiniaceae. The record is from the annotation of a GenBank genome assembly.
AUGCCGGUUCCUCACCGCGACUUGGGGCCGAUUUUGCAAAAGCACGGCUUUGGAGAGAUCAAAAAGAUCGGCGAAGGCUCCUUUGGCAAGGCCCUGCUGGUACAAGCAGAGGAUGGCACCAAGUUGGUCUGUAAAGCGGUGGAUGUCAGCGCUGCCUCAUCGAAAGAGACUCAGGAUGCACUCAAAGAGAGCAGACUUCUAGCUGCCCUCAAGCAUCCCUACAUCGUGCGCUAUCGACACAACUUGCAUGAACAUGGCUGGCUGUGCAUCUUCAUGGACUACUGUGAGGGUGGAGAUCUCUCGAAAGUUAUCGAGUCUGCCAAGAGGAGAGGCCAGCGUCUGCCCGAAGAGCAAGUUUUGCGCUGGAUCACUCAAGCCCUUCUAGCUCUCAAAUAUAUUCAUGAAAGACAUGUUUUACACCGUGACUUGAAAUCUGGGAACUUCUUCAUUUGCAGAAGUGGCAAUCUGAAGAUGGGCGACUUUGGAAUUGCUAAGGUCUUGUCGAAUACCCUUGCGUGUGCAAGGACCCAGAUUGGCACACCGUAUUAUUUGAGUCCAGAAGUUUGUCAAGAAAAGCCCUACGCUUGGCCUUCAGACAUUUGGGCCAUGGGCUGCAUCUUAUAUGAGCUUUGUGCGCUCAAGGUGCCUUUUGAUGCGCCGAACAUUUCAACCUUGGUACAGAGGAUUUGCCGCGGGCCGACGCCCAGCUUGCCAACAGCAUAUUCGGACUUCCUCCGCCAACUUUGUACUGAAAUGUUGCACAGGACAGCAUGCUAG